Molecule: messenger RNA, 2267 nt
Organism: Vitrella brassicaformis
Lineage: Eukaryota; Vitrellaceae
Source: the annotation of a GenBank genome assembly
CGAACACGAAUUAACCAACGUGCCAAUAGUCCCUGGUAUGCACACACAUACUCAUCCCUCUCUCAUCGUCUCUGCCCCUCCGCCCGCAUCUGUCAGCCCUCCAUCGCUCUCUAUCGUGGUGGGCCGCCUCGAGAAGGCCAUCACAGCAGGGGGGACUGGCUGUACAUCCCCCCCACUGUCCUUGUCUGGCGUCAUGUGUCGGCGGACUGGUUCGGCUGAUAGCGAGCGAGAAGGGUUCGCCUCAGAGACACCUGUAUUGCAUGCAUCCGUACAUUCACGAAUGACACGAGCACUUGUGAUGCCUAUGUGCACCCACACCCAUACUUACCCUUUUCCGGCUUUGGGGCUUGUGAUGCAUCGCGGUACAAGCGACUGAAGAUGUCACCUGUCCAACACACAACGAACGAUGUGCUCCCUCUGUCGCGCCUGUAUGUCAGUCGCCACAGCCCCGCGACCAGCCGUGUACGCCUACCGUCUCUCUUGAGGUUUCGUGCCUGUUCAGUAAUGGCGGGUUUAAAGGUCGCAUCUGGCGCGACACGGUGGUCCACACUCGUGUGUUGGGACCGGUCGAGACGCCGACGCUGACACAGAAACAAGGAAGGCAUCAAUCACGGAAUGCCUCCCGCCUGACUUACAUGUAUGUCGCGACUCAUUCUCUCGAGCAGACCGGGGGGCAAACCGGCCUGAAGCAUAGCAACGGACGCAGCGCGGGCUGAGGGACAGACCGCCAUUCCUCCCUCCCGCCUACCUUUCGGAAGACCUGCCGGGAUGCGUUUGAGACCACGGGGGCAAACGUGCACUCACCAGACUGAUGACACCCACCCACACACACAUCAGGGUGUCGGUAUGUGAUUCCACGCACCUCUUUCUCGUGUUUCUGGUGUAUCUGUUGUCGCCUCCUCUGUUCCCUGUCAGUGGCCCAGCGAUGCAGAUCGGACACCACACGCGCGCCGGGCGGCCUGUCGUGUGUCCUAUGUCUGUUGAUGUGGGGGGCCCGCAGCUGCUCUCUCUCGCGCCGCAGCUGAUCCGCGCUGACACACAUACACAGAGGAGGAUGCCAGGCGUGCGAGUCUGUGGCUGGCUGAGUGUUACCGUUCCUUCUCCAGGGCUUGCUCACGUUUCUUCAGAACGCUGGCCGACUGCAUAACACAAACAACCACACAAAUGAUCACACAUGGAUGAUCUUGCCAGUCACGAACGCCUGUUGCCUGCCUUCCAUUACCCGUUCGCUAAUAGGCUUGAUGCCCUGCGACAGCCGACGGGACCGGGCAUUCAUCAGCGGCGCCUGUGGGGAACACAGACACAGACAUAUAGACAGGAAGGCUAGCCGGUGAUGCACUGGAGAGCAGGCGCAUAUAUAUGUUCUGUCGGUGCCUGUGGUAUGGUUUCCGCUGGAGGUCUCUUGGACAUGCGCACCUGACCGACGAAUCAACCGAUCAGACAUGCGUCCGUGUGUGCUGAAUCUCCGCUCACUCACCACUCUGUCCGACUGCCGUCGCCCCAGCACGCUCCUGUUCGUCUCGCCCUUGCCAACCAAACCGCCAGCGUCACCGUCCCCAUCCGUCCGGACACUCUCCUGCCCCGCGUGUGAUGAUUGCGAGGGCAGCGCCGGCACGCCGAUCCAUGAGGGGGGCGUGCAGCUCACCGUGUACAUGGGAGGGGGACUGGCGGGGGGCAGGCGGGUGAAGGACAAGGCACGGACGGGGGAAGCCGAUGUGUCGGAGGCAGCAGCUGAUGGAUGGGAUGGCAUGGCAUGACACAAAAUAUAAGAGCACAAGAGGGAGAAGGGACAGUGGCAGUGGAUUCAGAUGCAUGGCGGUGUGUGUACCCGUGUCCUCGUCGAGCGCCGAGUCCACCAGCUGCGACACACGGCAAGCCAGAGCGUCAAUCUCACUCUGGAAGGGGCACAAGAAACGUCAUAGACAGUGCAAUGGAUGCGGCAUCGUCAUGGUCUCACCUCGGAGGCCGUCAGCAGAUGCUGCGGCACAACCCACCCCUCGCUCCAUCUAUACUCACCAUUAUCACCCUGCACCGCAGCAUUGAUGCAUGCAUUCAAUAAUCAAAACGGUGCUCUCCGGCUGUGUGCCCUGACAUGGGCUUCUAUCAGUCGCUCUCGUUGGUUCUGCUCCUGCCUCCAGUGCCUCUCCAGUUCCCCAAGUGAAGGCACGGCCGCCAUGCAGCGAUGCGCAUAGAAUGAGAGGGACCGUCUGAGGCUGCCGGGAACAGUUGUAGCUGCAGACAGAUCUACGCUAUCAGGCUGAUCAGAC